AUGGCCUCUGACAUUGCCCGAGACGGCAUAUUUGCCAUCAACAAGCCCUGCGGCGAGAGCUCUGCGCAGGUGAUCCGAGUCUGCCAACAACACUUCAACCCUUCUGCCUAUUUCAAACCCAUGCUCGAAAACGAAGUCGCCCGUCGUCUCAAGGAGUCCGGCGGCCAAUUCAAGCGCCGCAGGCAGGAGAAGAGAGCUGCCCAGGUCAAGAUGGGCCACGGUGGCACCCUCGACCCUCUAGCCACCGGCGUCCUGAUUCUCGGCGUUGGCACCGGUACCAAGCAGCUAUCUCAGUUCCUCGACUGCACAAAAGCAUACGAGACGAUUGUCGUCUUUGGUGCCAGCACCGAUACCUACGACCGCGUCGGCCGCGUCCUCUCCAAGAGGCCCUACGAGCACAUUACAAAGGAGAAGCUGGAAAAGGCCCUCGAGUCCUUCAAGGGCAAGCAGAUUCAAAUACCGCCGCUCUACUCGGCUCUCAAGAUGAACGGCAAGCCUCUGUACGAGUACGCGCGCGAGGGCAAACCGAUUCCCAGAGAGAUCCAAGGCCGCGAGGUCGAGGUUCUUGACAUUGAGCUCGUCGAGUUUUACGAGCCUGGCAAGCAUAACCACCGCUGGCCGACAGAGGAGGCGUCCGCCGCGGAGCGUAACCUGGCGGAGCAGGUUUGGCGCCUCAAAAAGUUGCAAGAGACGGCCAAGAAGCUCACGCCCGAGGAAAGGGAGGAGGACGACAAGGCCAUGGCGGCGCACGAGUCAUUCAAGCAGAAAUUUGAGGAGCGUCAAGACGAUCUCAUUCGAGACUCGCCCAAGCCAUCUCGACAGCGUGGUAGUAGAGAUGCUAUGAUGUCCGGCGCUCUGGGCGCCCUGCCUCAAUCCGCCAAACAUUCCAACAAGGGCUCCAAUCUGGUGCAGCCUGCUCCCGAUAAGAACACUCCGCCUCCCUGGACCGACCAGGGCCCUCCUGCGGCCAAGAUUAGACUCACAGUCACAUCGGGAUACUACAUCCGCAGUUUCUGCCACGAUCUCGGCGCCAAGCUCGACUCGGCCGGCCUCAUGGCGGAACUAUGCCGCACGCGACAGAGCGACUUUACCGUCGGCGGUAUAAACUGUCUCGAAUACGACGACCUGACCAAGGGGGAGGAGGUUUGGGGACCUCUGGUCGCCGACAUGCUCGCCCGCUGGAACGGCGAGCCUGGCGGCAACUGGCAAGCGAGCGGCGACGCCAAAACCAAUGGCACGACAUCCAGCAAGGUUCACGCCCAAGGUGUCAACGGCAACGGCCCGGCCACCCCCUCCAAGGCCGAGAAGCGACGCCGCUCGCCGUCCGUGGACCUGCCCAGAAAAGUCCCUGCCCGGGGUGACGGCGAUAGCCUACGGCCAGACACCCCCCGGCGUUCGGAUGACGAGAAGUCGUGGAACGGAUUUGAGGACUAG
Messenger RNA from Cordyceps militaris CM01, 1434 nucleotides. Its product is annotated as Pseudouridine synthase, catalytic domain. The transcript is spliced from 2 exons. Gene Ontology annotation, biological process: mRNA pseudouridine synthesis; tRNA modification. The record is from RefSeq and is a predicted model, not a curated record. Lineage: Eukaryota; Fungi; Ascomycota; Sordariomycetes; Hypocreales; Cordycipitaceae. Gene Ontology annotation, cellular component: mitochondrion. Gene Ontology annotation, molecular function: RNA binding; pseudouridine synthase activity. Bases 1 to 1434 code for a protein of 477 amino acids.